Messenger RNA from Vicia villosa (hairy vetch), 1784 nucleotides. Its product is annotated as riboflavin biosynthesis protein PYRD, chloroplastic-like. Bases 256 to 1449 code for a protein of 397 amino acids. The transcript has 3 exons. Gene Ontology annotation, biological process: riboflavin biosynthetic process. The record is from RefSeq and is a predicted model, not a curated record. Gene Ontology annotation, molecular function: diaminohydroxyphosphoribosylaminopyrimidine deaminase activity; zinc ion binding. NCBI's taxonomy places the organism in Eukaryota, Viridiplantae, Streptophyta, Magnoliopsida, Fabales, Fabaceae.
AUUUCAUGCGUGAAAACGAAACAACAAAUUGACGAUGUUCUGUUCCUCUUAAAUCUCUGUCUUUUCCAUUACUCUUCCGCACAGGACUUUCAAGUCCCAAAUCCAUAUCACAUUUCGCAUCAUUCACUGUUAUCCAUCCACAUGUUUUCGCAUCAUUCAUAAAACCUUUCUCUUAUCUUGAGUUUUUGUUACUUCAAUUUGCAAUGAUUCAAUUACAACAAUUCAUAGUAGUAACCUAAUCCAAUCAAAUUAAUCAUGCAAGCAGUGCGGUUAUCAGUUUUAGUUCCAUAUUACAAUUCCAGAUUUUCCAAAUCACUUUCAUACAGACACAGUGGGAAGAGUAGCUAUGUCAUUUGUUCCCAAAACAAUCAUGAUGAGGAUGGAUUUUACAUGAGGAAAAGCGUCGAGCUUGCCAGAAAGGGUUUGGGAUACACAAGCCCCAAUCCAUUAGUAGGAUGUGUUAUUGUCAAACAUGGCCAAAUUGUUGGCCAAGGUUUUCAUCCUAAACCUGGUCAACCUCAUGCUGAGGUCUUUGCUCUGAGAGAUGCUGGUGAUUUGGCAGAGAAUGCAACCGCGUAUGUCAGUUUAGAACCUUGUAAUCAUUUUGGGAGGACUCCACCUUGUACUGAAGCUCUCAUUAAUGCUAGAGUUAAAAAGGUUGUUGUUGGGAUGGUGGAUCCAAAUCCUAUUGUGGCUUCCAAAGGGGUGGAUAGAUUGAGAGGUGCUGGAAUUGAAGUUGUUGUUGGUGUUGAGGAAGAAUUGUGUAAGGGCAUCAAUGAGGCCUAUAUUCAUCGCAUGUUGGCCGGAAAGCCUCUGCUUACUUUGAGGUAUUCUCUUUCUGUCAACGGGAACUUGUUGGACUCACUUGGGAAUGGAGUUACCGACUCUGGUGGAUACUAUUCUAAGCUAUUACAAGAAUAUGAUGCAAUUAUACUGUCUUCUUCCUUAGUCGGCAAAAGUUUUUCAGUAGACUCGGUACCUUUAUCUCAAGAACCUGGAGCUAAUCAACCUAUUCGGAUCAUAAUGCAUAAAGAUUCUGGUUCUUCAAAUCAAAUGCCAUUAGUCAUCAAUGAUAAUAAAGCGGUAAUCUUUACAGAUAGUAGAACAGCGACAACUCCUGAAGAGACUCAACAAGGAAUUGAAACUGUAUCUGUUGAUAAAAUAAAUCUGGAUGUGAUCUUGGAUUAUUGUAAUCGUCAAGGAUUGUGCAGUGUUCUGUUAGAUAUGAGAGGGAAUUUCAGUGAACAUGAAGAGCUUGUUAAGGAGGGUGUUAAGAAGAAGUAUAUCAAUAAAUUUGUGACAGAAAUUUUGCCAGUUUGGGAUGGAUGUAAUCAGAAUGAUCCUUUAUUGCCAUUCAAGAACUUAGAUCAAGGAGUAAAAGUGGAAAAUUUACGCCCGAUGGCAUCGGCUCAAAGUGUUGUAAUUGAGGGAUAUUUGAAUUUUAAUUAAUUGGAUCAAAAAAUGCUCACAAUUCCUAUUAAUUAUUCUUUCUGUGAUAUGCUUUUACAUGGCAUUUUGUGCUCGUGUAGAAUAAAUCUUAACGGCAGUUUUUGCAUUUUACUUGGUGGAAACUCAGGGUAUUAUGCUAUGAGCGAUUAUCUUUUGCUUGCAUUUAUUAGUGACCACAUUUUUUCUGAGCUGGAAGGUGUUGCUUGUGUGCUGCAUUUUUCAUUUUUCAUGUGGACUCUAAACUGUUGAUAUGAGCAGUUUGAUUUUUGAUCUGGAUUCUGGAUAGUUUGUGUAACAGACUCACAAAAAAAGUACUUAAUUUAAGCUUCAUUUUA